Letharia columbiana is the source of this 513-nucleotide messenger RNA. RefSeq lists its product as uncharacterized. The record is from RefSeq and is a predicted model, not a curated record. Bases 1 to 513 code for a protein of 170 amino acids. NCBI's taxonomy places the organism in Eukaryota, Fungi, Ascomycota, Lecanoromycetes, Lecanorales, Parmeliaceae. The transcript has 3 exons.
AUGUUCGUUAUACUAGCUUUGGCCUAUGUCCUCAUAGCCUUGCCAUCGACUCUAGCAUCAUGUGGCCCCAUCGACGAUGUGACCCUUACCUUUUACGGCUGGCCAGACAAUUCGCCUCCUGGAUCGGACAAUGCAUUUGACUGCGGACGUGGUAAAAAUGCGGAUGGGAACCCUAUGGCUGGAGGUAGCGGAACCUACGAUGAUCCUAUCUCCUUCGCAACUGCCACCAAUAAUAAAAACCUGCCAGAAUGCGCCGUCGUCUACGUCCCUCUCUUGCACAAGUACUUCCGCAAUGAAGACGACUGCGCUCAGUGCCUAACCGAUUGGGACUCGAAGGGGGAAUACCACAUUGACCUAUGGACUGGAUCAAACACUGCUGGUGGUGGUCAGGACCAGAUCAAUUGCGAAGACAAUUUGCCUGGAGGGUCGCAGACGAUUAUCCUUGAUCCACCGAAUAGUCUUCCUGUGGACAGUAUGGACCCCACUGCGCCCGCAAUCCAGUUUGUACACUAA